AUGUGGCUCACGGAUCAGCAGAAGAUCGGCGUCGGCCUGGUGUCGUUCGGUGCAUUCUUCCUGCUGGUCGGCAUCGUCCUCUUCUUUGAUGCUGCGUUGCUGGCGCUCGGCAACGUCCUCUUCACGGCGGGCAUCACGCUGCUGAUUGGCCCGCAAAAGACGUUUUACUUUUUCGCGCGCAAGCAAAAGAUUCGCGGCACCGUCUGCUUCUUUGCGGGCAUGUUUCUCGUCUUUUGCAAGUGGGCCGUCAUCGGCAUGCUCGUCGAGGCGUUUGGGUUCCUCAACCUCUUUGGCGACUUUUUCCCAGUGAUCCUCAACUUUCUGCGGCAACUGCCAGUGAUUGGCAACGUCCUCUCGCUCCCGUACAUCCGUGGCUUCCUGGAUCGGCUGGCGGGCGCCGGUCAGAGGCAAUCAGCGGUAUGA
Molecule: messenger RNA, 423 nt
Organism: Pseudozyma flocculosa PF-1
Lineage: Eukaryota; Fungi; Basidiomycota; Ustilaginomycetes; Ustilaginales; Ustilaginaceae
Exons: 4
Coding region: 1-423 (140 amino acids)
Biological process (GO): retrograde transport, endosome to Golgi; endoplasmic reticulum to Golgi vesicle-mediated transport
Cellular component (GO): Golgi membrane; COPII-coated ER to Golgi transport vesicle; endoplasmic reticulum
Source: RefSeq, a predicted model, not a curated record